Molecule: messenger RNA, 9989 nt
Organism: Haplochromis burtoni (Burton's mouthbrooder)
Lineage: Eukaryota; Metazoa; Chordata; Actinopteri; Cichliformes; Cichlidae
Gene: plce1
Product: phospholipase C, epsilon 1
Exons: 47
Coding region: 570-7655 (2361 amino acids)
Biological process (GO): phosphatidylinositol-mediated signaling; lipid metabolic process; small GTPase-mediated signal transduction
Molecular function (GO): phosphatidylinositol-4,5-bisphosphate phospholipase C activity; guanyl-nucleotide exchange factor activity
Source: RefSeq, a predicted model, not a curated record
AUGCAGCACAGCAGAAAGCGGUUUUUCCCACCGCAGCACGAGCUGCUCCAUCAACUGUAUCGGCGAGAGUUGUGAAGCGAGUCGGUCACCGAAAACUUUGCACAAAGUGCGCCGUACAUGUCUUCGUGCGGCGUUUAGGUGGAUGCUGAGUGGAUCUGACACGGCUGACAGCAAGCGGGAAUCCUGAAUCACCUGGUAAAUCGGGAGAAUUAGAACGCAGAAAGCACCCAGAGCCACGUAUCUAACUUUAAAUGGCCUAACGAGUGGUUAGUUAUGUCGCAGAUACGCGUCCAGGUUGAGACAGACCCCGCACCCACAGGGACACACGUGGCCUUGUAAGCUGUGGCGGCGACCGUAUUAUCAAGGAAAUUCCUGAGUCCUCCAGGGUCACCUAUCUGCUGGCUUCUCUAUCUGCUGGUUUGUACAGCUGUACAAGCUUCUGUUUCCACAACACUCAUACACAGAGCACGCUCAGCACUGAUGUGGCGUCUUAGUCACUCAAGAGGUCAGCAGAAGCUGAAGCUAUCAUUUCCUACAGCAAAGGCCUGUGCCUAUGGUGGAGCAUAAAAAUGAGCCGCAGGGAGACAAAAGGACAAAGCAGGACACCGCAGGCAGACGUGAUGGCCACUGAAGGAACCCAGACACAGGCUGGGCCCGCGGUACUGGCAAAGUCUGCUUCGCCUCUGUCCGCUGGGAGCAGACCCAGCAGAGAAGCCAAACAUGCAAAUAAUGGGCAGGAAGUGUGGCGAGACGCUGACCAAAUGUGUCAAUCAAAACAGUUGAGCGGCCCUUCUCUCCCCUUGUGUAGGAAGUCAUCGUGUGACAGUGGGGAAGGCGCUGUUUUGGACAAAAAAUAUAAGUGCCCCGAUUACAGCUCAGAAGUCAUAAGCACUAAAGAGAAACCUUAUCCAGAGCUCUCCACUGGCAAGAAACUUGAAGAAAUGAUUCCAGUACUUAGGAAAGGUUCAGAGGAAUCUCUGAGCCAGCUGGAUACCACUGGAGACAGUGUGGAUGCAGGCACUAACAGAACUGGCAGCACCCACUGCUCCUGUACCCAGUCUAGCCCUUGUACCAAUGCGAACACCUACUGUUGCCACAGCUCUAGGUCCAGUCCAAGCCUUGGCUCCAGCCCUGUUCACAGUCCUUGCCUCAGCUGCAGGUCCUCUGGCCCCAAAUACAGACACAUCCGCCGCGGCAGCCUCCCUGUGUCUAUGCUGGCUUUCCACAAGACAUCGCCCUACCUCUCAUCCCAGGGCAGUUCCUCAAGCGAACCGAGCUCUUUGACAUCAUCUCCAUCUAGUUCUCCUCUUCCCGUCCACCGCAAGCGUCACCAAAACGGCCACAUCCAUCUGCACUGCCUCAAAGAUGGGUACUCAAGUUUAGAGAGGCUCAACCGAAGGCCCCGGGUUAACAAAUGCUCUUUGGAGAAACUUUUCCUUCGAAGGUCUUCUCUUGAAACCAUGUUGUCGACCCCUGUUCACAAUGAAAGGUUACCUACAGAAGAGACGAGGGACUGCAGCCAGGAUCACAGCAGUGAUGAGGGAGAAGUAGAAGCACAUUCGGAUAAUGUGGAUAAUGAUUUUAUUCGGAAUCGUAAAGAGCGCUCAACUGUCCUGGUGAGGCGGUUCUGCAAGAAUAAUCAGAAGGUGACCAAGUCGGUGUGUACUGGCACCAGAGCGAUUGUCAGGACACUGCCGUCGGGACUCAUCUCAGAAGAUGUCUGGGCCGUGGUUGUUCACUACAGAUGUUGGACUCCCAGUAAGGAGGAUACAUGGCUAACCGUAAAGCGGGGCAUGGGAGAAGACUUCAGAAGAUGCAAAGAGAUGCUGCGCUUUGCUGGACUUAAACUACAUCAGGUUAACAACUAUGUGGAGGAAAGAGAGGAGAUCAACCUGAUUCAUCCUGCCAAAAAGCUCCUGUUGUUGUGCCCUGGAUGUGUCUGUCUCAGGAAGUCUCUCUGGCCAGUGGACUUGGUCAGCAGCAGCCCAGCCAGCCUUGAUCUGAAGCCCUACAUUAAAACUCAGCACUGUCAUUCAUCUUACACCUCCAGGUUUUAUCGGUCUUGUAGCCAGAAGACGAAGUUGGGUUCCCUGCUAACUGGAGCACUGCUAGAGGCCACACUCGUGCUUGGUGCUCGCACGGCACUCCUUUACCCAUUACCCCAGUGCCCCAACAGCCACGCUGUCUUGAAAGAGCGUCAGCUGGCCAGCAGCAUGACCAGCAGCAGCACUCUUCCUCCCAGUGUAAGCGGGAUCAGUAAGGAGCUGGCAGAGCUGCGCCACCUUGUUCAGUUCCCCGAGGAGAUCGCCUGCAUCCUCACAGAGCAAGAGCAGCAGCUUUACCAGCAGGUCUUCCCUUUGGACUACCUCUAUUUCCUCACCCGAGACCUGGGAAGUCCAGAGUGUCAAACUAAACGCCACCCAAACCUCAAGGCUUCACUGUCAGCGCCCGCCAUGCCCACUCAGCGAAGUAACGCCGUGGAGGAACUGGUGGCGCGAUUCAACGAGGUGAGUUCGUGGGUGACGUGGCUGGUCCUGACUGCAGGGUCCAUGGAGGAGAAAAGAGAAGUUUUCUCAUAUCUGGUCCAUGUCGCUAAAUGCUGUUGGAACAUGGGAAACUACAAUGGUGUCAUGGAGUUCCUGGCUGGACUCAGAUCUCGUAAGGUGCUGAAGAUGUGGCAGUUUAUGGACCAGUCAGACAUCGAGACCAUGAGAGGUUUAAAGGAUGCCAUGGCUCAGCAUGAGUCCUCCUCUGAGUACAAGAAGGUUGUGACCAGAGCUCUUAAUAUCCCAGGAUGCAAGGUUGUGCCAUUCUGUGGGGUUUUUCUGAAGGAGCUAAGUGAAGCGUUGGAUGGCACAGCAAGCAUCAUCAGCCUCAAACAGUCUCCUGAUAACACAGAAUACUCGAUAGAGUUUGUGUCCGAUUACAGCGGCCAGCGCAAUUACUUGUCUCGAUCUGGCCCAGAUGGGCUCCAUGUGCCAGAGAAGGAAGCUACUGUGAGCAACAUCCUUCAGAUUAUCAGAUCUUGCAACCGGAGUUUAGAGGCAGAAGAUCCUGAUGACGCGUCCACCAGUCCGUCUUCUACUGGCCCGUCCCCUGCAUCCAGAAACAACUCCUUCAAAGACCGCAGCCACAAUCAUUCCCUUUCAUUUAAGACGACUCCAGAAAAAAAACAUGUUUUAUUCUCGGUCGGAGACUUGUCGGAUUCAGAUGGUGACUUGUCUACCGAGCCGGUGGUGAAAGAAGUGGAGUUUCAGGGGACCGAGGAGACGCACAGAGCUUUUAGCCAUGGCACGGAGCUCAUUCCCUGGUAUGUGCUGUCACUACAACCAGACAUUUACCAGUUUCUGCUGCAGGGCGCUACGGUCAUUCAUUACGACCAGGACGGCCAUGGCAGUGCUCGCUGUCUGCUACGUCUACAGCCUGAUAAUACAACACUCACUUGGGGUAAACCUCAAAGCGGAGGCCCUUCCCCUGCAGAGCAACCACUGGGAUUGGGGCAGCCUGUAGUGGCUGGGCUAGCAGAAGGCCUGCUGGACCUGGGAAUAGUGAAGGCAGUGUUUCUGGGCCAUCAGGGUGUCGAUGUUCAUGCUGUAUGUUUGCAAAACAAGCUGAGUCAGAUGACAGUGGAGGAGAAUGGCCUCAGCCUUCUGUAUGGUCUGAGUACCACAGACAAUAGACUUCUGCACUUUGUGGCCCCCAAUCACACGGCACAAAUGCUCUACAAGGGCCUGUCGGAGUUGGUGAAUGCAACCAGGAAAUUAAAGAAGUUUCCUGACCAAAGGUUGCAGUGGCUGAGGAAGCAGUAUGUCAGUUUGUAUCAGGAGGACGGCAGGUAUGAAGGCCCUACACUAGCCCACGCCAUUGAGCUUUUUGGGGGUCGGAGGUGGAAUGUGGGUACGGGUGGUGGAGACAAGGUUGGAGCCCAGAAGAACAACCCCCUGUCGAAUGAGAAAGCCAAGAAGAAGAAGAAGGUUCUUGUCAGGGGAGACAGUGGGGAUGCAACCGAUGACGAGAUGGUUUCCAGGAAAACACGGAGCUGUAAAGAAGGACUGUAUCGAAACGGUCCAGAGUCUGACAGCAUCGACCAAGAAGAUCCAGAAGACAGCAUCCCCGGAUCACUCUCCCUCACAUCCAGUAAAAGCCCCGGAUUGCUAUCCUCUUCCUCUUCCUCCUCCUCUUCCUCCAGCAUGGCAGGGUCCAACCAGACCCGUCCGCAGUCUUCUCCAAUCCUUUCGGGAAAUGCUAAAUCCCAGCCGGGGGCAUGGAGCAGCAGAUCGUGGCACGGCCGGGGUAAAGGCUGUUUCAAAGGCUUUCAGAAUCUCAUGAUUUCUGACAGCACAAUGAGCUUCAUCGAGUUUGUCGAGCUUUUCAAAUCAUUCAGUAUCCGAAGCAGGAAGGACCUGAAGGAGCUGUUUGACACCUUUGCUGUCCCCUGCAGUCGCUCAAGCCCAGAAUCAUGUCCUGUUUACACCAACCUCAGGAUAGAUGACAAAGACACAGGACUGCAGCCAGACCUUGAUUUGCUAACUCGUAACGGGUCGGAUCUCGGCCUGUUUAUCCGGACCAGGCAGCAGAUGUCCGACAACCAGAAGCAGAUUUCAGAUGCCAUCGCAGCAGCCAGCAUUGUGACCAACGGGACGGGGGUGGAGAACGCGUCAUUAGGCGUCUUGGGACUGGCUAUCCCUCAGCUCAAUGACUUUUUAGUCAACUGUCAGAGAGAGAACCUGAGCUACGAUGAGAUUCUCAGUAUUAUACAGAAAUUUGAGCCUUCAUCAAGCAUGAGACAAAUGGGGUGGAUGUCAUUUGAAGGUUUUGCAAGGUUCCUGAUGGACAAGGACAACUUUGCUUCACGUAAUGAGGAAUCUCAGAUGAAUCCAGAGGAGCUGCAAUACCCUCUGUCUUACUACUACAUCGAGUCUUCUCAUAACACCUAUCUGACUGGGCACCAGCUCAAAGGAGAGUCCUCUGUUGAGCUCUACAGCCACGUGCUCCUGCAAGGCUGUAGGAGCGUCGAGUUGGACUGCUGGGACGGAGACGAUGGCAUGCCUGUUAUUUACCACGGCCACACACUCACCACUAAGAUACCCUUUAAGGAUGUGGUGGAAGCAAUUAACCGGUCUGCGUUUGUCAAUUCUGAUAUGCCCGUCAUCCUGUCCAUAGAGAACCACUGCUCCCUUCCUCAGCAACGAAAGAUGGCUGAAAUCUUCAAGACUGUGUUCGGCGAACGCCUUGUGACGCGCUUCCUUUUCGAAAGCGACUUCAACGAUGACCCUCAUUUACCAUCGCCGCUGCAGCUUCGAGGGAGGAUACUGCUCAAGAACAAGAAACUCAAAGCCCAUCAGGCACCGGUGGACAUACUCAAGCAGAAGGCUCACCAGCUCGCCCACAUGCAAGCCCAAGCAAGCAACGGGUCUCCAGGAGUGACUUCACCCAACAAUCAUGCCAAUGAGGAAGAGGAAGAAGAAGAAGACGACUAUGAUUAUGAUUAUGAGUCUCUAUCAGAUGCUGAUGGCCUCGCUGCCUCUACUGCCUCGUAUGGUCUUGAAGAUAAUAUACUUGAUGACAAGCCAGAAGGCAAGAGUUCGGCCGAGAAAGAAGAGCAACCUGCUGAUGAAAUACCCAAAAGGAUGAAGAAAGCUGAUAGCACUACACAGAGCAAAGGAAAGGUGUUCGACAUGGAGCUCGGCGAGGAGUUCUACCUUCCCCAGAAUAAGAAGGAGAGUCGACAGAUCGCCCAGGAGCUGUCCGACCUCGUCAUCUACUGCCAGGCUGUGAAAUUCCCUGGCCUUUCUACUUUGUCUCCGGCUGGCUCUAGCAGGGGGAAGGACCGAGGAAAGAGCAGGAAGUCCAUAUUUGGCACGGCUCCUUCUCGCAGCAGUGCAACAGGGGAGGUCACGACCCAGAGCCGCACCCCUGGGAAAGGUGGUUCGGAGCGACUCAGCUGGGAGGAGCAGCAAACGUCUCCUGUCCUCAACCCCUCCACCUCACUCAGCGCCAUCAUCCGCACACCAAAGUGUUACCACAUCUCCUCCGUCAACGAGAACGCCGCCAAGCGCCUGUGCCGCCGUUACUCUCAAAAGCUCAUCCAGCACACGGAGUGCCAGCUGCUCAGAACCUACCCGGCGGCCACCAGGAUCGACUCAACCAACCCCAACCCUCUGCUUUUCUGGCAGCAUGGCAUCCAGCUGGUGGCACUCAAUUAUCAGACUGAUGACCUGCCCAUGCAGUUGAACACUGCGCUAUUUGAGGCCAACGGUGGAUGUGGCUACGUACUGAAGCCGGCAGUGUUAUGGGACCGUAGCUGUCCACUUUAUCAGCAGUUCUGUCCGAUGGAGCGGGAUGUGGAGAAAAUGAGCCCCGCUGUCUACUCCCUCACAAUUGUGUCCGGGCAGAACGUUUGUCCCAGUAACAGUGCCGGCAGCCCCUGCAUCGAGCUGGAUGUUCUGGGCAUGCCCAUCGACAGCUGCCACUUCCGUACCAAACCGAUCCACCGCAACACCCUCAACCCCAUGUGGAACGAACACUUUCAGUUCACUGUGCAUUUUGAAGAGAUGUGUUUCCUGCGAUUUGCUGUGGUGGAGAACAACAGUUCCCAGACCACAGCUCAGAGGACUCUCCCACUUAAAGCCCUCAAACCAGGUUACAGACAUGUACAGUUGAGAACACAGCACAACGAGUCUCUUGAAGUCUCCAGCUUAUUUAUCUACAGCCACAGAACAGAGGAAGGUCCAGCAGGGGGCGCUACUGCCUCAUCUUUGCUGUUCAGUUCUGAGGAGAAGCAUGCGUCCCAGCAGCACAGGGUGACGGUGCACUGCGCUCCCGGUCCUGAACCCUUCACUGUUUUCUGUGUUACCGAGCAGACCACCGCCAAACAGCUGCUGGACGUGGUUGUGGGGUCAGCGGGAAACCCAUCCGAAUACUUUUUGUGUGAGGAGAAGGUUCCCCUGUUGAAGGAACGCAGCGAGGUGAAGCGCUGCCCGCAGCACCGAGCUCUAGCACCUGAGGAGGAGGUGGUCAGGGUGGUGUCCAGCUGGAACACUGAGGAGGGAUAUGUGAGGAGACUGUGCCUCAAAACUAGAGAGGAGAACUUGAAUGAGAAGAACACGGUGGUGGAGGGAGAGGAGGAGGUGACUGUGGCAGGCAGAGAAGGAGGUGGAGGAGGAGGAGGGGAGGAUGAUAUGUUCUUUGUCCAGGUCCAUGAAGUUUCACCCGAACAGCCUCACACUGUCAUCAAAGCUCCACGCUACAGCACGGCUCAGGAUAUCAUACAGCAGACUCUGUCAAAGGCUAAGUAUUCCUACAGUAUCCUCGCUAACCCCAAUCCAUGCGACUACGUGUUGAUGGAGGAAGUGACCAAGGACGUCGGCUCUAAGAAGUCCUCGUCCACCAAGCCUCUUCAGCGAGUGCUGCUGGAUCACGAGUGUGUCUACCAAGCUCAGAGCCGGUGGCGGGGCGCGGGAAAGUUUAUUCUUAAACUCAAAGAGCAGGUGGUGAGGGAGGACAAAAAGAAAGUCAUUUCCUUUGCCAGUGAGCUCAAGAAGCUGACUAGUCGCAGCCGCAGCAUGACAACUGGCAGCGGAGUGGAUGGCCCUGCCCAGAGUAAGGAUGAUAGAGCUGCAUGCUGUGUGGCUCUGACAGAGCUCCAGGAGUGAGGCUCACACUCUGCCUGCCGUGUUUGCAUGGAAAAGCAACAGAGGGUACCUGUCUGCAGCUGCAGGUCUGAGGGCAUGGGUGACAGAGGGCAGGGUGGGGGCUGGAAGGUUCCUACAGGCCUCCUCCAACUCUUUCAGAGAGGAGCUCCUAUCUGUCCACCUUCCCACCUCUUCUCUGACCCCUUCAGCCUGGAAGCUUUACCUCCUCAGGAACUGGAAGACCCACAAAUGAGUUCUAGACACAGAGAGACUUGCAUUGACUACUUCUUAACUUGGAGAAUUUCUCUUUUCACAAGGUGUUUUCAGUGAUGGUCUCGUGCAUUGUCGGGUUCUGAGAUUCCCUCCUGUCAAAGUCUUGAAGGAAUCCAAUCCUACCCUGUGUUAAAUGAGCAAGUGAAGGACAGGAUUCAGUCCAGGCUCUGUUACUGGGUUAGGUGACAGGUAAUGAGCCCCUUUUGCUUGGGAGGAGAUUGGCGAGCCCACCCGCUGUCAUCCAAGAGCUGUGAUGGUCGUGGGCUGGUAGCUCAGCUCCUCUUGGGGCAGCUGUUUUUAUUGAAGUCCGCUGGGACAUGAAAUGGCAAACUGUCCCUCAUAUUUCAAAUAAAUAAGAGAGGAUAAAAAAGAUUCCUGUGUCACAUACAGAGAAUAAUUCUGGCUUUGAUGGUUGCUAAAUUGCCAUUGGAUUUAUUGAAAUAGUAAAACACAAACUAUUUGGAGUAUUUAUUUUCCCUUUUCAAGGACUAUUAAAUCUCCACAAGUGACUACACGCCUUGUGCACUAGCAUAAUUGUUUGAAUAAAUCUUUUGUACAGUAUGUUUAAAACAAAGAAGUAAAAUCCACACUUGCUAGUAAAUGUUAAAAUGGACGAAGAGAUGUAGGAGAUUGUUGCUUCCUCAGGUAUGGGCUCAUUUGGUUGAGGGCAUUGUGAAGGAGGCUGACAAGCUGGCUUGUUUGGUUCUUUCCCUACUGUUCCAGUUUCACAGUACUGUAAGAGCACAUUUUGGGGCAGUGCAGAUGAGCAAAGCUCACAGAAAGACGCAGCAAAUGUGAGGAUAAAGAAUCGGAGGCUUCUAUUCUAUUUAAAUGUCGUAAAAAUGGAAGCAGUUUAUCGGACACUACCGUAUUUGCCCUAAAUAGUCCAUAUAUGAGGAGCGUUUUAAGGCAGUGUAGGCACACACUAUUAUAUUCUGCAAAUGCAAAUGUGGAGCAACUUCUCACUGUUUUGGUAAAGUUGUCUUGUGUCCGUUUAAAAUGUUGCAACACUGCCUCCAACAUUUGAUGAUUUUGUGGCUGUAUCUCUGAGGAUGAUCUGCUUUGUUUUACAGAGUAUCUUAUUGCUCACAUCAUUGUGCACAAAUAUCAACCAUAUCUCACCUUGUCAGCCAAACUGAGCAGCUUAAAAAGUUAAAAAUGUUUAUAUAUGAAUAUAUAUACAUUACUAUAUAUAUAUUUAAAAUGUAAUUUAAACAUGGGGUAUUGCUUUUUAAUAGUGUGAAUACAAUGCGAUCACCAGAACUGUUUGUUAACCUUUUUUGUGCAACAGUAAGCUUUCUGAAUAUUUCCAUUGUUAAAUGCAAAACUGGUGGAGCCCAAAACAUAGUUACAAAUUUAGUCAGACAUUCAUUACUUCAGAGAUUGUUCAAAUAUGGACAUUUCCUCUGUUGGACCUGAUUAUAAUUGAGUAUUUCCUGCAAAUUUCUACAUUAUUUUAUUGGUGCAAUGAUGGUUGUAGUGCUACGAUCCUUUGGAGAGCAUCCCGGUCUUCUUCAAACAAUGUUUUGCACUUUUCAUUUUCCUUUUGGUGUCGUCAAUGUUUUUGUGUUACUGUCUAAUUAGUGACAGCGACUUGAUUGUUAUGGUUAGAACUGCUUCUGUCUUGUUAUGUCGUUGUAUUUAUUACUUUCAAUUUUAGCCCAGUCACAAAUUUAGUUUUAAAGAAAGCACAAGUACAUUUUGGGGGAGUUUUUUGUCAGACUUAUAGGUAUGUAUUCCGUGUUCCCCACACAGAAUUGAAUGUUUGUAAUGCAAUUGAUUGGUUUUUCUUUAUUUAUUGGUCUGGACUUACUGUCCUUGAUUUUAAGAGCAGCAUCUUUAUAGAUAUUUAAUGUAAGUAAUGACUAGAUUUUUUUUUCUUUCUUCUGCACAUCUAAAUCUACAUUCAAAAUUCAUUUGGUGCCACUUUUCUCUCUUUUAAUUAGCGACAUUUCAAUAUUUUAGGACUAAUAGUAACUUUUUAUUUUACUUCCUCCCAUUUGGUUAAUGACGUUACCAAAUAUACAUUAAAAAAUAAUAACAUUAAGAUGUAAAACGACAUGAUACAUCUUGAUUAUUACC